Monopterus albus (swamp eel) is the source of this 2731-nucleotide messenger RNA. RefSeq names its product MAP/microtubule affinity-regulating kinase 1 (gene mark1). The record is from RefSeq and is a predicted model, not a curated record. Gene Ontology annotation, cellular component: cytoplasm. NCBI's taxonomy places the organism in Eukaryota, Metazoa, Chordata, Actinopteri, Synbranchiformes, Synbranchidae. Gene Ontology annotation, biological process: intracellular signal transduction; protein phosphorylation. Gene Ontology annotation, molecular function: protein serine/threonine kinase activity; ATP binding.
AUACCAGUCUUCCAAAAUAAAAGGCUUCCGCAUGACUAGGCUAUAAUCCCCACAUCGUGGUGAUUCUGAGAAGGGCGUGUGGAAGCAGCUGAGGAUGCUGGGAUAUUUUUAGGGCGAUGAUGAAGAAGAUGGGGGGCGGGGUUUGACGUCAUCGGCAUUUAUUUAUUUAUUUUAGCUCCGCAGUGCUGCUGUUUGACCCGACGACCUGCUGGAAGCUGCGGGAAGGAACGUUACUUUUACUCUUCCUCCUCUCCCUCCCCUCCUCUUCCUCCCUCCCUCUCUUUGUCUCCAUGCCGGCGUCUCUCCCGCACCGACACAAACACCGGGCCUUCCUGUAGCCGCCGCCCCGGCCUCCCUCUCCCGCCGGCCGUCGGAGCCUCCCAGCUGAGUCCCGCCGAGGUGGCCUGGUUCCCGCGAGAGAUGCUGUAGAGCAGCCGGCAGAGGAGAUGCUUCUCCCGGACUGAAGAGAGCAGGAACCCGCGGAGGGAAAGCAGGAAGAUGUCCGGCAGGAAGCCUCUGACCCCGGUCAGCGAGUCCGAGCAGGUGCCGACAAAGUCUUCAGAGGGUCUCCCUGAGCCGCCGGCCCCGCCCACUAAAUCAUCAAGCUAUCACAGUCUGCCGCCAUGUCGCAGCUCCAUGACCUCCAUCGCAGACGAACAGCUGCACGUCGGCAACUACCGACUGCUGAAGACCAUUGGCAAGGGCAACUUUGCCAAGGUCAAACUGGCCAGACACACGCUGACCGGCCGAGAGGUUGCCAUCAAGAUCAUCGACAAAACUCAGCUGAACCCCACCAGUCUGCAGAAGCUCUUCAGGGAGGUCAGCGUGAUGAAGACCCUCAACCACCCAAACAUCGUCAAGCUGUUUGAGGUGAUAGAGACGGAGAAGACUCUGUACCUGGUGAUGGAGUACGCCAGCGGAGGUGAGGUUUUUGACUACCUGGUUGCUCAUGGACGAAUGAAAGAGAAGGAGGCCAGAGCCAAGUUUCGCCAGAUCGUCUCAGCAGUGGAGUACUGUCACCAGAAGAGGAUUGUACACCGAGACCUCAAGGCUGAGAACCUCCUGCUCGACGCCGACAUGAACAUUAAAAUUGCAGACUUCGGCUUCAGCAACGAGUUCACGCUGGGCUCUAAGUUGGACACGUUCUGCGGCUCUCCUCCUUACGCUGCUCCUGAACUCUUCCAGGGGAAGAAGUACGACGGGCCGGAGGUGGACGUCUGGAGUCUGGGAGUGAUCCUCUACACACUGGUCAGCGGCUCGCUGCCCUUUGAUGGACAGAACCUGAAGGAGCUGAGGGAGCGCGUUCUCAGAGGAAAGUACCGGAUCCCCUUCUACAUGUCGACCGACUGUGAAAACCUGCUGAAGAAGCUGCUGGUGCUGAACCCGGGGAAACGAGGCAGCCUGCAGCAAAUCAUGAAGGAAAAAUGGAUGAGCAUCGGCUACGACGCCGAGGAGCUGAAGCCGUUCUCUGAACCAGAACAAGACUUCAGUGACCUCAAACGCAUCGAGCUGAUGGAGACAAUGGGCUUCUCUCAGGAGGAAGUGAAGGCGGCGCUGGACGGUCAGAAAUACAAUGAGGUGACGGCAACAUACCUGCUGCUGGGGAGGAAACCUGCAGAGUUUGAAGGCAGUGAGUCUUUGUCCAGCAGUAACCUGCUUCAAAGGUUACGACCCUGCAGCGACCUCAACGGCUCCACUCAAUCCCCCGCACAUACUCGCAAUGUAUCUGCCAAUCAGAAGCAGCGGCGUUUCAGUGACCACGUGGCGCCCUCUAUCCCCCUGCCCGUCUCCCACACCAAGCGUUGCCAUGCCAACAGUGUCGAGAGUGACAGGAAAGAGUCACCGUCCUUGCCUGGGGGAGCUCCGGACCGCAGGAAGUCAGCUACAGCCUCAGGGAGCAUGACUCGGAGGAACACGUAUGUUUACGAGAGGAUGAGCACUGAUCGCCAUUCGGCUGCUAUUCCCAACGGGAAGGACAGCAGUCUGCCUGAGGUACCUGCAGCAUCCCCUUUCCCAUCACCAGGGGCAACCAUCUCCUCCACACGCCCCCGUCACGUCAAGUCCAUGUCGGCGUCGGGACAUCCCAUGAAGUCCAGCCUGCCUCCCAUCGACGACAACGCGGAGUAUCAGAGCUCCCCCCACCAGCCCCCGUCUUCACCGUCAGCCUUCAGCGUCACCAGCAGCACCCCCCCCCGGAGCUCCUCCAGUCGCUCCACCUUCCACGGCUCUCAGCUUCGAGAGCGAAAACCGGCCACCUACAACGGCCCUCCAGUCUCGCCCAGCCUGUCGCCGCACGCUGCCGCCGCCCUGGCUGUACCACACCGCGGAGCCUCCACCUCCCUCAUCGGCAAGAUCACCUCCAAGUUUGCACGCAGGAGUUUGCCUGGUGAGCCCAAAGAGGAGGGCCGGGACUCCAAGCCCCGCUCCCUGCGCUUCACCUGGAGCAUGAAGACCACGUCCUCCAUGGAGCCGGGGGACAUGAUGAAGGAGAUCCGCAGGGUUCUGGACGCCAACAACUGUGACUAUGAGCAGCGCGAGCGCUACUUGCUAUUCUGCGUGCACGGUGACGCCCGGCAGGACGGUCUGGUCCAGUGGGAGAUAGAGGUGUGCAAACUGCCCCGCCUCUCGCUCAAUGGCGUGCGAUUUAAAAGGAUCUCCGGCACGUCCAUCGCCUUCAAAAACAUCGCCUCCAAAGUGGCCAACGAGCUCAGGCUGUGAACAACGAGACACU